CAACAUGCGAAUCUAACAUCUCAAACACCAUGAUCGGGAACAACCAUCUCUCCCCAGCUUGGCAAUGAGCGAUGCAAGCAAUAAUGCCGGCCGCGACCCAGGCGGCGAUGGCGGCACCUACAGCUACAGAGCUUCCAGCGACAAGCCUCAUCCCUCCGAGUAUCUCGAGUUCGUCACGGCCCCCAGCCAACCAGGCUCAUGCCGCCUUGAACCUUUGAAGACACAGAAUGAGCAGCGGAACACCGCCAAAUCUCCGACGGAGGACCGAAUACACAUUACACAAUCCAAUGAUGAUUUGUUUCACGGCCUCUCUGCGGCCAUUCCUGGCCUGCGCAGUUUGUCGGUUGACGCUCGAGCCGCUACAAAGGCCGAACAUGCCAUGACGUUCUUGAGGGGCUGUCGGUUGUAUCCCAAGGCGAUCGCAUGGUCGCUGCUCCUCAGCAUGACCAUCGUCAUGGAGGGCUAUGACUUGACCCUCGUCAACUCGUUCUUUGCAUUUCCAGUCUUCAGGCGCUCUUAUGGCGCACCCCUCCACCCGCAUGCCCCAUCGAGUCAACAGGAUUACCAGAUUUCCCCCGCAUGGCAAUCUGGUCUCACUAAUGCAGCUGUUGCCGGGGAAAUUCUGGGGUUGAUGUUUAAUGGCUUUUUCACCGAUCGUUUUGGCUAUCACAAAACCAUGGUUGGCACUCUGAUUUGGAUGUCUCUGUUCGUGUUUCUUGCCUUCUUUGCUGUCGAUAUCAGGAUGCUCCUCGCCGCCCAGGUUUUGUGUGGUCUGCCCUGGGGGUGCUUCCAGACUCUUUCGACCACGUACGCGGCGGAGGUGAUGCCGGUGGCUCUGCGAGCCUAUCUCACGUCCAACGUCAAUAUGUGCUGGCUUAUUGGUCAACUGUGCGGCGUGGCUGUCAUCCGGGGCCUUGUCCACAACAAUUCCGAAUGGUCGUACCGCAUACCCUUCGGUUUGCAGUGGGCGUUCGCGGUCCCCAUCUUGGCGGGUGUGCUCCUGGCGCCCGAGAGCCCGUGGUGGCUGGUCCGACAUGAGAAAAUCGGCGAGGCGAAGAAGUCCCUGUUGCGACUGACCACCAAGGAUUCCGACCCCGACUUCAAUGCCGACGAGACCGUGGCGAUGAUGCAGCACACGAACGAAGUGGAGAAAUACCUGAAUGGCGGCGGCGUGUCGUACCUCGACUGCUUCAAGGGGACCGACCUUCGACGAACCGAGAUAUGCUGCAUGGUCUGGUGCACCCAAGCCCUAUGCGGCAGCACGAUGACUGGCUACGCCGCGUAUUUCUACGAGCAAGCCGGCUUUGACACCGCCGACAGCUUCAACCUGGCCGUGGGCAUGUAUGCGGGCGCGAUCUGUGCCGGAAUUCUGGCCUGGUUCGGGAUGCGCAAGAUCGGCCGCCGCACACUGUACCUGGGGGGUCUGGUGCUGUCGUUCAUCAUCCUGAUCGUGACGGGCAUCGUCGGCACGUUCCAGGAGACGGACAGCACGUCGUGGGCGCUGGGGUCCUUGAUCAUCGUCCUGACGUUCGUGUACGACUUCACGGUGGGGCCCGUGUGCUACGUCCUCGUGGCCGAGAUCCCGUCCAGCCGCCUGCGCGUCAAGACGGUGGUCAUCGCCCGCGUGGCCUACAACGUGGUCAGCAUCGUCACCAACAUCAUCACGCCGCGGAUGCUCAACCCCGCGGCGUGGGACUGGAAGGGCAAGUCGUGCUUCUUCUUCGCCGGCACGACCCUGCUGUGUCUGGUGUGGUGCUGGUUCCGCCUCCCGGAGCCCAUGGGCCUGACGUACAUGGAGCUGGACAUCUUGUUCGAGAAGAAGGCCAAGGCCCGCAAGUUCAAGGAGUUCCAGGUCAAUCUGGCCAGCACGGGCUACUUUUCGCUCACGCAGACCCGCUCGGACAGCGUGUGGAGGGGAUACCAAUAG
Molecule: messenger RNA, 1927 nt
Organism: Cladophialophora immunda
Lineage: Eukaryota; Fungi; Ascomycota; Eurotiomycetes; Chaetothyriales; Herpotrichiellaceae
Exons: 2
Coding region: 65-1927 (620 amino acids)
Biological process (GO): carbohydrate transport; transmembrane transport
Cellular component (GO): membrane
Molecular function (GO): carbohydrate:proton symporter activity
Source: RefSeq, a predicted model, not a curated record